Suillus discolor is the source of this 1471-nucleotide messenger RNA. RefSeq lists its product as uncharacterized. Lineage: Eukaryota; Fungi; Basidiomycota; Agaricomycetes; Boletales; Suillaceae. The record is from RefSeq and is a predicted model, not a curated record. The coding region runs from base 1 to 1410 and encodes 469 amino acids. The transcript is spliced from 10 exons.
AUGCAAUCAAGACGCCAGUUGCCUAGCAGUACUGGUUGGGAAGCGCAUGUCCACCCGGAGGGUACCCUGUAUUUCUAUCAUCCAGGAAAGAGGGUCUUCACCGAUACAAACGUUCAAGUGCAAGCAUUCCUCAACGACUUAAACGACUGUGCAGACGAUCUACUCGCUCUUGCUAGGAGCAGUGGUGUUGAUUUGACAAGUAGUAUAGAACUGACGCUGCAGCUCGGCGUGGAUCCAGAUACCAAAGAACGGGUUUGCAGCUAUUAUUUCACUGACCGUGCCGAGCGCACCCUCUUCUGGCUUCAUGAAUUAGGCACCGAAGAUCUUUUUGAUGGGGUCAGAGGGGUCAGGGAUCACAGCCAUAUCCGUUAUGUCAUCCAAUUUCAGUACUGGGUGCACUGCGAGCUCUAUCCUAACAACAGAGAGGCAGAAUCACAAAACGGACUUCUUAUGGAACUCAGAGAAAUCAUUGUGCAUGCUGGUGCAGAUGUCAUCACAUCUGAGAAGUCUUUGUCACCUUUCGGAGGGGAAGAGCUGUCAAAAAUACUGGAAUUGAUUAACCACCUCCAAGGUGCGCAGAUGCACACAAAUACGGCUAAGCUCCGAGUCACUCAGAUUACACGCCUACCAGAAACCACUUCAGAAGCAUGUAGCCCCCACUCCAUAUGUGUCAUUGCACGUUUUAUGCAAUACUUCGCCCGAGCCAAAUUUUUCAACUUCUGCGGUCAAUCUUGUGCACGUUUAGAAGCUGACCAGUCAAUAUAUCUCACGGAUGAUGAGCACAUAUUGAAGUCUGUAUUGUCCUGGAUCAUGGAGCUUCUGUGUUUCGGCGCUCCCCAUGCCCAGAUGACAGAACUGCAAAGAGUCUGGGUGGACAAAAGUACCAGUUCACCCCGAUGGAAAGAUUUCAACGACAAGCUCAGCAGGGAAUGGAUUUCUAUCACAAUAUAUUCAACGGUAAUGCUUACUGUGGACCUCAGUUUUCUCUCGGUGCCCAGCGUGAACGCCCAAACAUCGCACUCUGUUGCCAUCAUCACAGCUUAUCUGUCAACGUUCUGUGUAGUUGGAUCCUUAGUUGUGUCCAUUUCACUCGCCGGACAAAACCGCAAAUAUGGCAAUGUCUCUGCCAAUAACGCUGUCGUAUUUCUCACCAGAAUGACAAAUUCAAUAUUUGGUGACAAAGCGCUCGCUAUUUUACACAGUCUGCCGUACGCACUGCUUAUGUGGGGGAUGGUUUACUUCGUGAUCGGAUUUUCCUUCCUGGCGUUUCAACCCACCUCCGUCACACUUCUAGUAAUAGUUGGAUGUGGUUUGUUGGUCGUCAUUCUGCUCACCUUGUGGCCGAUUUGGGCUGCGAGAGAUUACCGUGUCUUCAGUUGGCUUCGUGAACGACUAACUUCAUCCGAAUAGCUAGGCUCAGCAUACUUGAUGACUUGUAGAUUACAUACGUACAUUUACUGUAUAAUUGAGC